This is a messenger RNA of Parasteatoda tepidariorum (common house spider), 5835 nucleotides long. The record is from RefSeq and is a predicted model, not a curated record. Lineage: Eukaryota; Metazoa; Arthropoda; Arachnida; Araneae; Theridiidae.
CUACUUAAUGAAAAAAAAAAAUUUAUGAUUUAGAGGAAUUGGAAUUCUCAAUUAUAUACGUUUCUUUUAUUCUGUUUUUAACCAGAAUUAUUUUAUUUUAAGUGCGAUAGUUUUGUGGUAGCUUGAAAAAUCACAUCAAAGUUGGAAUUAAAGAACUUGUAAUUUUUACAUUGAGUUUCUUUUACAGAGCUGUGUUGGUACAUUGAAAUUUUAAAAGAUCCCGUCCCAUUACUAUUAAACAUCAACGGAUGCAGCAGUGUUAUAUUUUGUUUUUAAUUUUUUUAACGAGUCCAAGAUGGUUGACAGUCGGAGCUACAUCAUCCCAAGAAUUGAAGCCUUCCAGGAUAGUCAAACGAAACAGUUUCCACACAGAUGACAUUUCUUCAGCCGACAGUGUCCACAUACCAAAUGAGUUAGAGCUAAAUCAACGCCAUCCUUUGCAGCCAAAUACCAAGGCUGAUGUGGAAUUCAUACAAAGUGACUAUAAAACAGCAAUUCCGGAUGGAGUUUCGGCUCCACCAUUCGGGAGUGAACUUCAUUCGACGAAUCGAACAGAAUAUGAUGAACAUUCAGCCAUUCACGUAGCAUCGUGGCAGUGGGAAUAUGUUAGGACACCUUUCAUUUACACAUCGGUUGUCAUCGUCGCUGGACUGUGCAAGAUCGGUUUCCAUCAUGCUGAAUUCCUAUCAACAAUCUUGCCGGAAUCUUGCAUUUUGAUUGUUCUAGGCAUUAUAGUAGGAACAAUAGUUCACUUCACCCAGUCCAGGGAAUUUCUUCCACAGUUUACUCCAAAGGCCUUUUUCCUCUUUUUACUGCCACCGAUUGUUCUAGAAUCAGCAUAUUCUCUUCAUGAUCGAGCAUUUUUUAGCAACCUUGGCACAAUUGUCUUGUAUGCAGUAGUAGGUACCAUAAUUAAUUGCUUUGUUAUUGGUCUUUCUCUAUAUGGUUUAACUUCAUAUGGGGCUGUAAGUGAUAUUAAAUUGCAAAUGGUUGAGUGCCUUGUAUUCAGUGCCCUUAUAUCAGCUGUGGACCCAGUAGCGGUUCUAGCCAUUUUCCAAGAAGUAGGAGUGAAUAAAAAUCUAUAUUUUUUAGUGUUUGGAGAAUCUUUACUAAAUGAUGCCGUUACCAUUGUGCUUUAUAUGAUGAUGGUAGGAUUCUCAAAAGCGGAAUAUAUAACUGCUGAACAAAUAGCUGUAGGAAUAGCUGCUUUUGUUUGCGUCAGUCUUGGUGGACUUGCUAUUGGAAUUGCCAUGGGAAUACUCACCGCGCUGAUAACGAAACACACUGAAGACGUCAGAGUUGUGGAACCUUUGGCUAUGCUGGGAGUUGCCUACUUGUCGUAUUUACUCGCAGAAAUGGUUCAUUUUUCUGGUAUUAUUAGUAUUAUUGGUUGUGGUAUUGUCCAAGCUCAUUAUGCUUCCAAGAACAUUUCCGAUAAAUCAAACACAACGGUCAAAUAUUUCACCAAAAUGGUGAGUGCAGUUUGUGAUACCGUCAUCUUUCUGUUUCUUGGGAUGGUACUUGUUGAUGAUCAGCAUAUAUGGCACACUGGAUUUGUAUUCUGGUCAACAGGGCUUUGUUUCUUCGUUCGAUUUGCAAGCGUCUUUCUCCUGACUUACAUCGCCAAUAAAACAGAAAGGACGCAUCGGAUCAACACGGAAGAACAAUUUAUAAUGGCUUACGGGGGUCUCCGAGGAGCUGUUGCCUUUUCAUUGGUCAUCAUGUUGGACGAUAUUGAGCACAAAAAUUUAUUCACUUCUGCAACACUUUUUAUUGUCCUCUUUACUGUCUUUGUUCAGGGAGCAACGAUAAAACCUUUAGUCAAUCUUUUGAAAAUAAGAAGACAAGGUGCAAAAAAUAGUACUAGCAUGUUCACAGAAGUAAAUAAAAAGCUUCUUGAUCACGUGAUGGCAGGUGUUGAGGAAGUUACGGGAGAUCACGGAGGAAAUUAUUGGAAGCAACUUUUGUUUUACUACAAUAAUAAAUAUUUAAAGAAAUGGUUACAGUGCAAGAAAGCUGAAAGCAACCUGAGCAGAGUUUAUACUCGGAUGAUGUUAGAAGACCAUUUUGCUCAUCUAUAUGGACCAGCCGUUGCAAUUGAAGACCAUAAACCACUUUUAUUGAAUAAGGUGUCGAUGGAAGAUACGGAAGAUAUCUUGGAGGUCCUCCCACCUGUAACGGAAGAGAAUGAGGAAGAGAUCGAGAUAGAAACCAAGGAAGAGGAUGGAGAGAAAGUAAUGGAUGGGCAUAAACUGAGAAGGCAGAGUUGCAAAUUUGACCUGCAGGACUCUGAGGAAGGCAAACCAUUAAGAAGCAAGAAAAAGAGGAAUUCUGACUCUGCUGCGACACCUGAACGACCACCCCUAUUUAAGACUCAGACAACCCUGGCUUUGUUUACAAAGUCUCCAGAGGACGACGCUUCUAAGUUGCUACAAAAAGCUUUCUCUGAUAACCCGUACAACAAGCUACACCAGAAGUACAAUCCUAACUUGGUGAGUGAUGAGAGUAGAGACAUGGCGGCACUCCUAAAAAUCAGGCGCCUGCGUGCAAGAAGAUUGACGCUCCUCGCUAUGCACAAAAAAGAUUCAGAGACACCCAUUGCUCGUAGACCCUCUGUGACGGAAGAACAGAUUCAGAUGAACAAUCCCAUGGUACCACUAGCGGCUUCUUUCUUCCUGGAGAAGGCUCAGCGUCGCCGAAUGCUCAAAAGAGAAUCUGUGUCCUCUCAGGAAGGAGAAGGCGCUUCGUCCUCACCUCCCACAAAUAGCAAGUCCACCAAACUAGAGAGACAGUGUGCGAUCACGACACAACGAGGAUCUAGUGCAACUUUUUCCAUCGCAGAAGAAGAGAGUGAGGUUAACGUUAUCAGAAGGUCGUCUAAAGAUAGUGCUGUUAAAGUUGACGUUCGAAAUUCCAAUGAGUCGAUGGUGUGAUAAAUGUUUGAAAUCAGUAUUUUUGAAAUGGAACUGCGAGUUACUUUAUUAAAAUGUGUUGGGAAUUGAUCAACUUCAUUUGUAUUGCAAUAUUUGUGUUUGUCGAAUAAAUAAAUGACAUUACAGUCAUUAGAAAGACACCAAGAGCGUUGUUCAAAUCGAGCAUUCUGAAUUCAAUGCGUUCUUGGUGUGAUAAAUGUUUGAAAUAAUUAGUUUCGAAUUGGAACUGCGAGUUACUUUUGCAUUUUUAACAAGAAAUAUAAUUUCUGGUAAUUCACCAACAUUUCUAUUGCAGUAUUUGUAUUGUCUAAUGGAGAAAAAAAAAGUGACACUUAUGUCAUUAAGAGGCCAUCUAAGGAAAGUGUUUUAAAAAUAAAGCAUUCUAAAUCCAAUGUGGUUAAGAAUAAGAUAAAAGAUAAGAUAAUAAGAUAAGAAUUGAAAUAAGUUAAAAAGAAUGAAAUAAUUAUUUUUGAACUGGAAUUGCGAGUUACUAUUUCGUUUUAUUUUUCAAGAACUUUUAUGUAAGGUAUUGAUAAACCAGCAUUUCUAUUGCAGUAUUUGUAUAUUCUAACAGAAGAGAAGAAAGUGCCAUUUGAGAAGGCCCUCUAGAGAAAGUUUUCUUAAAACUCAGCUUUGGGAAUCCAUUGAGUCGCUUGGUGCGAUUAAUGUGUGAAAUAAGCAUUUUCAAAUUAUAAGUAACUUUUUCGUUUAGAAAAAGUAACUUAUAAGUAGAAAGAAAUGUAACUCAUGAGAAUUGAAUCGACUCAGAUUUGUAUUGCAAACAAUGAAUGUAUUUUCUAAACUAGACUUUCUUUUUAGAAGCAUAGGGUCCAAAAAUAGAAAACUGCCUCUCGAAAGGGUAUGUUAUUUUUGGAGCAUCGAUUCUGUGAAAAUAUUGCAUCAAACAUCUAUUUUCAUAACUUUUAUUAUAAAUUAGAUAUCAAAUUUUGAAAACAUUACUAUGUUUGGAAUAUGGUGAAUAAUUUAUUACCGUUUGCUGACAACAUACCAUUUUUAGUUUCAUAGCGUAUCAUUUGUAUAUUACUUUCAUGUUAAGAUUUAAUACUUAUUUUAUUUUAUUAUAUAUGAUGGUGUACCAUUUAUUAUACAAAUUGUUCAUUGCCUAUCAAUUAGAAUACAUUCAAGUAGAAAUUGUUUCCUGUUUUUAAGUUGUGAAUUUUCCUUGUUGUACUUCAGUCGAAUAUAUUAAUUUAGUUAAUCUCAAAAGAACUGAAAAUCAUGUUCCAAAUAGCAGUAACUAAAUAAACCUGAAGAAUUAUUUUCAACAAAAAAAAGUAUUUUUAAAAAUGUUUAAGGCUUAGGCACAUAAAGAAAUAUAUAUUAGUUGGUUUCUUGAUUUUCUGUUACAUUAUUUUGUUGAGUUAUAUUAUUUAUUUGCGCUUAAUGCUAAUUAAUAUAAAAUGUUCAUUUCAAAUUCACCUCUAAAUAUUUAAAACCAGAGUUCUUCAGUCAAUGUAUUUCUUUUUUUCUUAAUGUUUUGAAGGAGAUUCAUCCUUGUUAUUUAAUGCAUUUUAAGAACAUUUUCAUCGCAUUUUUUUAAAAAAAAAAUUUUGAGGGAAUUUCUUUUUAGCAAAUUCUUCUUUAAAUGCUUUUACAGACUCAGUUCGAUUUUUUUUAAUCUUCUUUUUAAUAUCAAUUUCUAUGCAAACUUUUAAUCGCUCUUUUAAAAUAAUAAAGCGCAUCCCUCGAAAGUCAAAUUUAAACUCGAAUUAAAUCAUUUAACCCCUUCAGGACCAGCAAAAAGAGAAAGUAGUAUCUCCUCAGGUCCGAGCUUAUUGCUAAUGGAUGUGUUUUCCUGCUAAGUAAUUUCAUUUAAAUUAACAUAUAAAAUCCACACUGAAUCACAGCUACUGUCUCAUAGCCUGUACUGUCACAUAACAUAACUGUCACGACUGCCACAUACAACUGUAAUAAAAUAUUUGUUUUAAAAAAAACUGCGAAACUGACUGAAAAAUAAAACAUUAUCAAGCGAACCCCAAACUGCCAACCCCAUAAACAUUAAUUCAUUUUCCCACUCCUGCUAAAUAUAGACAAACCAGAGAGCAGUCUGAUUCACUAAUCCUUACGAAAGAGCCGAACACGUGCGUUCAUUUGUUUAAAUAUCUCGUAUCAAAUUUUUAAAAGAAUAUUUGAAACCGAAAUGUUGAUAAUUAAACAGUUAAACUGUUCGAAAUAACAAUAAAUUUCGAAUUACAAUGAACUUUACGAGGAACUUCGAACUACAAACUGGCAUUUAGUAUUAUUUAAAAAUUGAAAUUAAACGUUCCAAAUUGAAGUAAUGUCAGUGUGAUCAUGGACUGGAGUCAGAAAUGCUCAUUAUAUGUAUGAUAUUUGGAGCCUUGAAAAGGUUUAAAGAUUUCAUUGUCUUUAAUCCUGAAGGGGGUUAAAGACAACGAAACAUGUUUUUUAUUUGUUUUAGCUAAUUUAGUUUUUAAUGCUCAAAUAUUGUAAUUCUGUUCAUUUUAGUUUUAUUAACAUUCUGAACAUCUUCUCUCAAUUCGUGUACAAGUAGAUAUUUUUAUUCACCUACUAAAAUUGUUAAUGGUUGUUUUAGCUUGAAACGUUUCAGUCUGUUUUGACACCUAUGUAAUGAAUUUUUUUAAAAAAAAUAGUUCGAAAAAUUGUGUUUAAAGUAAAUAUUGGUAAAUAUUUUGUUUUAAAUGUUUACCUUGCUAGAAUGGCAAAACAGAAAAAAUAUCUAUUAAAAUUCAAAAUUUUGGCUGUGCUUCACCAAAUAUUUUUAUUGCUUUGUACUAAAUGCAUGUGUUUACGUUAUGUGUGCAAAUAUAUGUGUACAGUAUUUCAAGUUAUACAAUAUGUUUUGGAGAAGAAAAUCGUGGAAUGAAGUUAUUUUUAAAAAAUAAAAUACAUUUUGAAAGAA